GCCGGUCCAGUACUGUUCAGUUGGGAUCAGUUAAGUUUUGUUCUUAAGAUUAUAAUGUUUGUGGAUCUGCUAAAAUCUACCUUAUAUUCACUCAAUCUCUCAUCAAAAUCUUGUUUUUCCAUGUGGGUUUCACUUUACGGCUUUGGCCAAUCCCUCCAUUCUUUCCAUCUUGGCACUCCUCUUUCUUCUCUUUUCACUCUAUGAAAAAGUCUCAAGUACUGGACAAUGAGUUCAUACAAUGUAUGAAAGAAAAUAAACUACCUACUUAACCAAUGCUAAUGAAACUCACAGAGAAUUGAACUGAGUUCUGGGUUUGCUGGAUAUUAAGAAUCAAACUUUGUUUUUGAUAUUGGAAAGUUGAGAAAUUUUAAGAAAAGAUGAUAUCUUCUGGGUUGAAUUUGGUCAUGACAGUGAUAGGAUUCGCUGUGAGUAUCAUGUUUAUAGUGUUCGUUUGUACGCGCCUCAUCUGUGCUCGGAUUCAGUUGAACGCAUACCGAAGAUCUUUUCCUAUUGCGUCUCGAUCUAAUUUCAGCUUGCUGGAAAGAGGGUUUCAGGGUCUUGAGCCUGUAGCUAUAGCCAACUUUCCAACAACGAAGUACAGUGAUGAGUUUUUUGCAGCUGCAGAAGAUGCUCAAUGUACAGUUUGCCUAUCAGAAUACCAUUGUGAAGAUACAUUGCGAAUUCUUCCCUACUGUGGGCACUCCUUCCAUGUUACUUGCAUAGACAUAUGGCUGCAACAACAUUCCACAUGUCCAGUUUGUCGAAUAUCACAGCGCGAGUGUCCUCAAAGAAAGCACUUGCUGCAGCCCUUGUUUAGUUCAGCUGUUCGAUCUCAUUAUGUCCAUGCUUUUGAUAGACAUUCGUAUAACUUGUUGACUGGACACGGGUUUUCUUCACGAACCCUUGGAAACCAGAGGAUGGACCCUGUUCAAGAAGACCCUUUUUCAUCUGAAGGUGAUCGAGCAGACGCUGCCGACAACAUUUCCACCACAACCGAGGCUCAUCAGACUGUAAAAGACUCUGUAAACAAACAUGUCGAAAGUCCAUCAAACCCUUGAAUUACCAUUGUAAUCCUUGAAUCUCAGCUAUAGCCAGUGAGACUUAUGCCAGAAUAUGCAAAUGGGUAUGUCCAGCAAUACUGAUCAAGCCAACUUAGAUUACUUAUUUCCCUUCUGGGGUACUGUAAAUAUUGCAGAAAUUGAUUAAUUUUGCCCUCCUUUUCUCUUUCAACUGGCAGUUUUGUUCUAA
This is a messenger RNA of Mangifera indica (mango), 1248 nucleotides long. Its product is annotated as RING-H2 finger protein ATL38-like. The record is from RefSeq and is a predicted model, not a curated record. Bases 378 to 1058 code for a protein of 226 amino acids. The transcript has 3 exons. NCBI's taxonomy places the organism in Eukaryota, Viridiplantae, Streptophyta, Magnoliopsida, Sapindales, Anacardiaceae.